AGGAGCUCCCAGCCCGUGUGAACUUCUCAGCGGCCCCAGCCCCUGCACCCGCGGUGCCCACUGCCCUGAACACCAAGAUGGACGAACUAGAGGGGCAGCUGCUGGCCAAGGUACUGGCCCUGGAGAAGGAGCGAGUGGCUCUCAGUCACAACAGCCAGCGGCAGCGGCAGGAAGUGGAGAAGGAGCUGGAUGCGCUGCAGGACCGCGUGGCUGGACUGGAACAUGGGUCCUCAGCCUACAGCCCCCCAGAUGCCUUCAAGAUCAGCAUCCCCAUCCGCAACAACUACAUGUACGCCCGUGUGCGGAAGGCACUGCCUGAGCUCUACGCCUUCACCGUCUGCAUGUGGCUGCGCUCCAGGUCGGGGGGCAGUGGCCAGGGCACGCCCUUCUCCUACUCAGUGCCCGGGCAGGCCAAUGAGAUUGUGCUGCUGGAGGCGGGCCACGACCCCAUGGAACUGCUGAUCAAUGACAAGGUGGCCCAGCUGCCUCUGAGCCUGAAGGACAAUGGCUGGCACCACAUCUGCAUCGCCUGGACCACAAGGGAUGGCCUGUGGUCUGCCUACCAGGACGGGGAGCUACAGGGCUCCGGUGAGAACCUGGCCGCCUGGCACCCCAUCAAGCCUCAUGGGAUCCUUAUCCUGGGCCAAGAGCAGGACACCCUGGGCGGUCGGUUUGAUGCCACCCAGGCCUUCGUGGGUGACAUUGCCCAGUUUAACCUGUGGGACCACGCCCUGACACCUGCCCAAGUCCUGGGCAUUGCCAACUGUACCGGGCCACAGCUGGGCAACGUCCUCCCCUGGGAAGACAAGCUGGUGGAGGCCUUCGGGGGUGCAAAAAAGACCACCUUUGAUGUCUGCAAGGGGAGGGCCAAAGCAUGAGGGGCCACCUCAUCCAGGGUCCCUCCCUUGCCUGCCAUUUUGGGGACCUUACGGUGGGGGCACACGUUCCCUCCUCAGCCUACCCACACACUGGCCUUCCCUCCUGCCCUGCUCCUGGCCAUGCCUCCUCUUUCCCCCACCUAUACCCACACCUCCAGAAUGCCCUGCCCUGCAGUGGCUGUCCCCUAACCCCACUUGGAUGGGGACAAGCAGCUCAAGCCAACAGGUCAAGCCUGGGGUGAGUCCAGGGCCUGGUGGGGGGUGAUAGCAGUGCCCACAGCACUGUCCACCCUCUCGGCAUCACACUGGAGCGGUCUCUUACCCCCACCCACCCUGGCCCAUCCACCACGUCUGAUGCCACUGAUCUCAACAGCAUGUCCCAGGGGGUCAUGUAUGGAGGAAGGGCCCACUAUCUCAGUGGCAGACGUGGCUGUCUGCCCCCCUGUCCCCCAUGCACCAGGCCUGGCCCCUUCCCCUUCAGGGCCACAACAAGCUCUAGAGCUGUCCCCCCAGCUGAGAAACGGAUGACAGAGACAUAGGAGACUCAGACUCACCCCUCCUCCAUCUUUCCACCCGUUGCCAGUGAAGGGCAAGGGGAUCUUGAUGGAGCCUCCUGCACCCUCUCUCUUCCUCCUCUUUCCUCGUUUCUUUGUGUGCAGUGGUUUGAAUGUUGGUUCCAUGCCUGGCCCACCCCCACCUCAAUUCCCAAGACAUCUCCUUCCCAGCUCCAGCUGAGGGACAAAGACCCUGGGAGGCCAAAAGGCCAUAGUCACCCCUUGUGCGAACCCACAUGUGUGCUAACUGGCAGGUCACCUCUCCUCCUCCGUGCCCAGGACAGGGCCUGGGCCACUUCAGCCUGGGCUGGGAGCAGCUUGUGAGAGAGGCAUGUGCCCAGGGGACCCAGGUUAUGGCAUAGCCACAUUACCUAAUCCCUCUGCAUGGCCCCGAAGCCUCUGGGGAAAGAAGGGAGAAACCGAGUGGGCAAAGAGGGGAGAAGCAUAGAGUGGUGUACAGAGCACUGGAUGAGAAGGAGCCCAUGGUUCCUAGCCAGCCCGGCUGCUCACCUGCUGUGUGGCCUUCUGUAAGUCCCUGCCUUCUCUGGCUUGGCCUUCCUCAUUUGUGAGCUGAGGCCCUUGCUUUGGUCAUUUCUCCUGACGCUGCCUAGGAACCAGGGGCAGAUCCUGAGAGUAGGCAGCAGAUGGCAUCUGGCCGGGCAUGGGUCAGGGUCAGCAGCUGCCUCCAGAGAGUCAGGGGCAAGGGCAAGGGGCAAGGCAGACCAACCUCAUGCACAGAUUGUAAAAACCAGCUUUUCUGGAUCACCCCCACCCCAGCCUGGCACCCUUGCCCAUCUGAGAGGGCUGAAGGCUUCCAGCUCCCCACCCUGAGUCCUCACCAGCUCCCCCAAGAUAGUGGAAGAAUGUAAAAGCUAUAAUGUAAAAGAAUGAAAAUACCCAGUCUGACUUCUUGCUUGUGUAGAUGGGGAAGAGCUCCGAGAGGUCAAGUGACUUACACAGGACCACACAGCACAAUGUGGCAGAACCAAGACUAGAACCCAGGGCUUCUGACACCCUCUUCAGUUCUCUUCCCCCCUACACCAUACUGCCUGCCCAUGAGUGUCUUUGAGUCCAGCCCUCACCUUAGAGGACAGACAUUUUAAAGAGGUCAGAAUGCUUUCCAACAUGAACAUCUUCCUUUAUGAAACACACAAACAUCUUGGCAUCGAGACCCCCCCCCACCACAGGAAGUAGGGGGAGGAGAGGGGUGAUCCCCAGGCACUCUGGCAGGAAUGGAAGGCAGGUAUUCCCUCUGCCAGUCACCUACCAGGUGUCUGGGCAGCUGCAGGCUACCUGACUCGAGCAGGUACCCGUGCCUUUUGGCCUGCUUUCUGUUCCCUGUCUCUGCUCCCCACCACCACUUAACCUGAGGCAAGAUGCAAGAGCUGCAGGCUGUGGGGCCUAUUGCCAUGGAGGCUUCUCCAAGACUUGUUGCCUCCAGCCCCCAGUUCCCUCCCUUGUUGCCAGUUCAAGAGCACAAAUAGACCGUUCAGCACCACGGGCCCAACUCCCCCUAGAAGAAGAAGCGAUGGCAUGCUUCAGCCAGAACCUGCUGAGACCAAGGUUGCCCUGGUAACAGCCAAUGACAUCAGCCUAAGUGCUGGGUCAAGCGUCUCUUAGUGACAUAUGCUGUUGCUGGGGUGACAGCAGAUUCAGGACCCAGAUUCCCGGGACACUGGGCUUUAUUGGGUUUCCGUUACUGGUUUUAAGGAAGCAGCUUUUGUGGAGGCCUUGGGGAAAGAAAGGGUCUAGGAGGGAACUGACAGAACUUGAGCCUACCCAGAGGCAUCAUCCCAAGUCCUUUAUGCUUUGUCAUGGUGACAAAGAUGAGACAUCUGACCUUGGUCCCAUGCUGAGUCACCCUGGUCAGCCCUCCAGAGGGCACAGGAACAAAUUAGAGGCAUUGAGGUGCAGGCUGUGAGUCUGGGCCAUUGGUGAGUGGCCUGGGUGCCCAUUUCCAUUCCAGGAAGGUGAAAGCCCGAAAGUCCCCACCCCUCCUUCGUCCACUGAUGGUUCUUCACCUUUGCCGAAUGCCUGCUGUUUGGACGCCAGCUCUGGUCGUCUAGCUGCUCCUGGGCACAGCCAAGAAGACAGGGAAAGAGGAGCUGGAAAUGGCGCUUGCUUGUGUCCCUGAGCUGCUCUGGCUAACGGUGAUGAUGGAGCCUGUUUGUUCCAUCUUUUUUAAAUGUCAGGCACUGUGCUGAGCACCUCACAUCUCAUUUAUCCUCACAACACAGUCGUAAGCUGGGACUGUUCUUAGCCCCAGGGAGGGAACUGGGGCACAGAGAGGUUAAGUAACCUGCCCAGUGUCCAUCAGUUGGCAGGUGCUGGAGUCCAGACUUCAAACCAAGGCAGGUUACAGCAAGGACCAAAGGGACUGGCAGCCCUACUCUCUGUGGAGUGGGACUUGAGCAUCAUUGCUCCCGAUGGGUUUUUCCCUAAAGAGAUGUGCUUGACCCCAUUCACUACCCUCACAGGGUUGCUGAUGGAGGAAGAGGCCCGGGAUGGGCUGGCCCCAGGGCCAGGGUCCCCUUGGGUGAGGCCGUGGGAGGGGUCUCUGCAGUGUGACCGCCACCUCAGCCCUUCAACUGGCUCUCGUUUCCAGAACUCAAAGGUAAGAGGAAGCUGGACGGUCCCCCAAGAGUCCCAGGCAGGGAAUGGGGGAGAGGAUAUUUCUCAAACUUCUGCUUUGGGUCAAGCCCUGCUCCAGGUGCUUCACAGCUCUUAUCUGCCAGAUUUUGCCCCCCUUUGUGGCAUUCUGUACCCCCAGUCAACAUCCCAAGGGGACAGAUCACCUUGCCACAAUCGUGCAUGACCUAGGACCACAGCUUUGGGCAGGAAGAUUUCUUCAGGAGGCCCUCCUGAAGUCUCAUUUUAUAGAUGAGGAUGCCGGGGCCCCAGGAGGGUGAGUGGCCCUUGGGGCCACCCAGCCAGGACACCUGGAGACCUGAUCUCAGCUUUCUGACUCUCCACAAUGCAGUGGUCCCUACCCGCCACCAAGAACUGGGUCCCUGGUUCCUCUCCAUUUCCCAGCACCUUGCCCGGAGCAGACUGGAGAAAGGGUCCCCUCCCAAAGAUGCGAUCAUUCUCUUCCCCUCUGUCCCAGCUGCCUGCCACCCCAAACCCCACCUCACCCCUGCUGGGUGGGGAAGGGGCUCUCGUGGGCCCAGGCUGAGCAGUGAGUGAGCAUGUCCAGCUGUCUGACACUGUGAAAUUAUUGCACCCGCCCCCCCCGCCCCGCCUAAUUUUGUAUAUAAAGUGACAUGAGAUGCAACGUGUGUGUGUAUGUGUAUGAGAUAUGUCCUGGGUUUUGUUACUUUUUUGUUUUUU
Molecule: messenger RNA, 4762 nt
Organism: Leptonychotes weddellii (Weddell seal)
Lineage: Eukaryota; Metazoa; Chordata; Mammalia; Carnivora; Phocidae
Source: RefSeq, a predicted model, not a curated record